This is a messenger RNA of Penicillium brevicompactum, 2847 nucleotides long. RefSeq lists its product as uncharacterized. The coding region runs from base 1 to 2847 and encodes 948 amino acids. The record is from RefSeq and is a predicted model, not a curated record. The transcript has 3 exons. NCBI's taxonomy places the organism in Eukaryota, Fungi, Ascomycota, Eurotiomycetes, Eurotiales, Aspergillaceae.
AUGGCGCCCCUUCCCCCCAACCCAGACACCAUUAUCUAUCCUCCUGAGGAUCCGCAGUUAAUAAUCUCGGUCGCUCAGUAUACUCGCAACUAUCCCCUCAACGCAGUCUCACUCGAUGUCUAUGUUGAAAAGUUCCUACUGGGAGACCAUGUCGAGCCGAUAAACAAGCAUAAUAAAACCCCAUCCCGACUAGGGAUUUUUGCAACCCAAUUUUCCAUUCCACCGAGAAAUGACGAUGACCCUCGUCUUAACGUGGGUGUUCCAGGCGGAGGCGGAGGAAAGUAUGUGGAUAACCCAACCAAGCCACAAGACACAUACCUUGUCAACGAUGGUUAUCGGGGAGGAGUGCUAGGCUUUUUCGCUGAGGAACUCGAUGAGCAAACAGCCAAAGGGCUGCGGUUCAACGUAUGCGGAGGCGCGGGGUACAGCCCCGAUGACAUAGCCGAUGCCGAGCAUGGCGCUGCGGGUGGGAAUGGCGGCGCAGGGGGAGACAUCGCAAUUGUCUACACCAGUGUAGCCACUGCUCCUGUUAGUCUGGCACAAACUCUCUUGACCGAUCUUGCAAAGUCAGAGAUAAAAUUCCCUGAUGAUUUCGACCAGAGGACUUCAGAUCUCAUCGGCAUGUGCAAUAGUGAUAAGGUUCACACUGUUCCACGGUCGCAGUUGGAUAAAUUGAAACAGUCCUUAAAAGGCCCUCAAAGUGCCUUUGAGGAGGUACUGGUGAACGUCGUUUUCGCUUUGAAAAUACUCGAUAAAAGUGUGUACUCGGCUUUAACCCAGACUGCCGGAGUCACGGGCGGUUAUGGCGGACGAGGAUCUCGCGGCAGCAAGGAGAAUGGGGCUGAUGGACGGCCUGGAGUGGAUGGCAAGUAUAGAAUACAGUCGGCCACCGAUGUGGAAACCAUCUGGAAUAACAACCUGUGUUUUGUCCAUCCCGUCCAAUGCCGGAUGCUUCUGGACAUGGCCAAGCUGCAUUACUAUGUCGAUGGUGCAGACGACCUGGCCAAGAGCAAGGAUUUCCUGGAAAGACUUGUAUCAAGGCUGCAAUUUCUCGACUUCGAGCCUCCCGGUACAGCUAGUUCGGAGACUAACCUGGUCAAAGCAUAUCGCGAUGCUGAACCUCGUCUAUUCAUCCCCAGUGGCCCAGAAACGAAGGAACCUGCAUCUAUUCAAAGCCUCCGUGCCAUCAAGAUGGAGGCAACAGCCGUUCUAGCCAUGUUCAACUCUGGCAAAGACUUUUAUGGUAAUGAUCGCAACCGUGUCCCAAGAGGUAGCUUCAAAAGCUUUGAGCAGACAAUCGACAAGGAGUUGAAAGCUGUCAAGGAGGCAGAGACUACCUAUAAUGCCUACCUUGAGGCCGCCAAUGAGGCCGCAAAAAAGGGAUACUAUAUCAACCACAGCCGAACAGCCAGCGAGUCAGCCAAGGCAUCUAACAAUGCAAUGAUCAAGAACGCCAAGGACGACCUUGCAGACAACAUCUUCAAGAUCCACACCUUCACAGAACCCAUGCAAGCCGCAAGCAUGAGUCUUCAAGACGCGGCUAAGAAUAUCAUGGUGAAGAUUAAAUAUGGUUUCAAUGUUCAGGCUGCACAGAUAUUCGAAGCUAUUGGGCAGAUUAUCAUGGUACCAGGAAUGGGAAAACUUGGGAUGGCUCAACUGCAGGGUGUGAGCCUGCUUCAUCAAGGACUGACGGAAAUACCUGGUGAUGCCGGAGUGUCGGUCAACAAGGACUAUCUGAUCAAGCAGGUGCAGAACAUCAGCGGCAAUCUUGACAGUUUGUACGAAGCAUACAAAGUGAGCAAGGAUGGCACGAUAGACUUGCUUGAUCCGGGGGCUGCCAAACUGCAGAUCACUGAAGAACACCUGAAUGCUCUUCUGAGCGAGUAUGAGAAUGCACUGCCCCCAGAUACAUUGAGCAAGCUUAAAGCAAAGUUUAGAACCUACGUUGAUCUUGUCAUCAAACGAAAUGCGGCUGUUCUUCGAUAUAACGCAGCCCUCGUGGUGAUUGCCAAAGCCGUCACCGAAAACGCAGGGCUAGAUCAGGCCCAGUCAAACAUUUCGCAGAUGGAAAAAGUGUCUUUCGGAAUGGACAAUCCCAUGAUGACUGUCGCGAUGAAAAACGCCUAUCUCACUGCGGUCAAGCAACUCCAAUCUUGGCUAUACCACGCCCAGCGGGCAUACAACUUUGCCGCCCUCAACUCGAACAACAUCCUGGCCAGCUACUUCAACACAAUUGACACCUCUCAGUACACAUAUGGGCAGCUGAGUGCAGCCUAUACCACAUUAGAUGAUGCACAUACGAGCUACAUACAAGCGCAGAAGAAAGCCGCGGUUCCUUUUCCGACUAUUCGAUAUGAGCUGCCAGAGAGUGACUUUCGCCUUAUCCAAGCGAGUGGAACGGAUGGACCUUCCUGUCCCGUCACCAUUCCCACGCCAGAUGGGGACUGCGACCAUCACCCGUCGCCAUUUGUUGACAUGAUGGAUAUCCGAUUGACCAAAGUCCGUCUAUUUCUUCCGGGAGCGAAGACGAAGAAUAAGUAUCUGCAUAUUACCUUGAGGCACAUGGGCGAAGAGACCAUUGCCGACACUAAAGACAAGGAGAUUACGUUUACCCAUGAGACGGUUGCUGUCUUAUUCAGAUACAACAUCCUGACGAAACAGUACGAAGGUCCUGGGACAUUGCCCGGUAUCAUUGGCCGGCUGGAUGAUGAUGAUGAUUAUGCUUUGGUAGGACCAUUUGCGGUGUGGCAGAUUGAUAUUGAACCAGAGAAGAAUGAGGAUCUCGACUUGUCGGAGAUUACGUCGGCAUAUAUGGAGUUUGAGGGUUCUUAUCGGCCUCUGGCAUAG